AUGGAUGAAUUCAGCAAAAUAAUAUGUGAAUGCUUGUGCUUGAUGGUAUCCAUAGUACUCAUAAUUUUGGCUGGACUGACCUACACGAUCAAACGCCCGCACUGCUACAUCCAAGAAUUCUACGUUCCCGCCCUCGACCUCUCCCUAAAUAGUACCACCACAGCCGUAAUCAACCCUUGUCUCUUCUUCGAGCUCGCGUUCGAGAACAUUAUGGCAGAUCACAGUGUACGCUACGGAGAUGUUAACCUCACCUUCUCGUAUGGUCGAAGUGCGGUCGCCAAAUACGUGGUCCCCACUUUCUACCAGGGGAAGUUGAAGAGGGCCGACAGGCGAGAGGUGGUGGAGAGCAGUGGGGUGCCGUGGGAGGCCGCCGUGAAGGUGGUUUCGAAUGGGUCGGCGGCGGUUUUUCGGGUGGAUUUGGUGGCACGGCCGAGGUUUAGGUUUUGGUUUUGGUAUUCAAAGAGGAAAGGUAUGAGGAUUGGGGCUGACGUGGAGGUUGAUGGGUUUGGGAUGAAGAUGAAGAGAGAGGAUAUUAGGCUGACCAACUUGGGGUCUUCCAAAAGUAGGGUUGGCAUAUUUGUUAUGUUUGUUGGUCUUUUAGUUACCUUGUUGUGUUUGUUCUAA
Erythranthe guttata (spotted monkey flower) is the source of this 624-nucleotide messenger RNA. RefSeq names its product protein NDR1. Lineage: Eukaryota; Viridiplantae; Streptophyta; Magnoliopsida; Lamiales; Phrymaceae. The record is from RefSeq and is a predicted model, not a curated record. Gene Ontology annotation, biological process: defense response to other organism. Gene Ontology annotation, cellular component: plasma membrane; plasmodesma.